GAGCCACUCCAACAACCUUGUAGGCAGGCACUGCGCACAUCUCUGCCCCACAGCAGCUUCUCAGUACGGGCACCAUCACGUCUCCAUCCGGCAAGGACAGGUCAGGAGGAGAGUACAUCCUGGUGCUCAAACGAUGCUCACAUAGACAACACACUUACAUUUUUGACAUAUUGCACCGUCAUGAUUGGACAGGGACCGGAGCCAGAGGCGUCACUCUCUGGUGUUUUGGAAUUGAUGACACUGAAUCGGUUGACUGAACAGUUGAAACCGGUUUUGAAAAUACUUCCAGAUUAACCCUACCGAUCAAAAGAAGAACUGCGCGGUCGGCAGGAGAGAAAAACUGACACGUGGAUUACUCUUCCUAGGGCAUCAAGAAAACAGACUCCCUCCUCCAGCCACAGUGCUAUGACUUGCCUGCCUCCCUGUCAGUCCAGUCUCACCGGUUAUGGACUACAAACGGAUAGGAUUGCAGACAGUUCAUGAGAAGGUUGGAUGUGUUUUGUAAACGUUUACUUUUGUGAUUUACCGACCGGAAAGAGGUCGAAAAUAAACAGCCGAAGCGGUUGAAAGGAGGCUGCUGUUAACUCGCGUUGAAUGGCAGUUAUUCAAAAAUAUGGCAAGAGCUAUAGUCCAGAUUUGGUCUGUCACAAGGAAAACUAUCCGUCUGACAAGAUCGGAGCUCCUGGAUGUCACAAGAAGUGGCCUGAACACAACACCAACUGGUCAAGGCCAGUGGCGAGGGUAUGGACGAUGGUGCUGCUGCUCGGGACAUGCCUCCUCUACUGCGCCCGUGUGGCGAUGCCCAUCUGUGCCGUCAGCAUGGCGGAGCAGUUCAACUGGAGCAAGAGAGAGUCGGGCAUGGUGCUGGGCAGCUUCUUCUGGGGCUACUGCUUCACCCAAGUGUUCGGAGGCUACGUCAGCGACCGGGUUGGAGGUGAGAAGGUCCUCCUGCUGUCAGCAGCAGCCUGGGGGUCGAUGACAGCCUUCACCCCCAUCCUGGCCCACUUCUGCUCCCAGCCAAUCUUCUCCAUGACACUGGCCCGCUUCCUCAUGGGCUUGUUGCAAGGAGUUCAUUACCCUUCUCUGGCGAGUCUGUGCUCUCAGAAGGUGGUGGAAAGUGAGAGAGGUUUCCUCAUGAGCACCGUGGGUAGUGGCUCUUACCUGGGCACGCUGUUGAUUGGAGGGGCUGGCUCCCUAAUGCUGGACCUGUAUGGCUGGCAGAGUGUUUUCUAUGUGUCUGGUGUGCUCUCAGUCCUGUGGGCCUACUGCAUGUGGAAAUAUCUGCUGAAAGGAGAAGGGCCUAUCAUCACCCUGGAGUCCCUGGGAAGUGGUGGGCCCCAGUCCAAACUGUCUAAAAGACAUUGGUUACGGCUCCUCAAACAACCUGCAGUCUGUGCUGUGAUCGUUACGCACCUUUGCACAGCGAGCACCUUCUUCACUCUUUUGUCAUGGCUGCCAACAUACUUUAAAGAUACGUUUCCCGAUUCCAAGGGUUGGGUGUUUAAUGUCGUUCCUUGGUUGGUGGCCAUACCCUCAUCCAUCUUCAGUGGCUUCCUAUCUGACCACCUCAUCAGUCAAGGCUUCGACACCGCCUCAGUGAGGAAGUUGAUGCAGUUUUUCUCCAUGGGUGUGUCCAGUGUGUUUACCCUUCUUCUGUGUCGCAAAACCACCUUCACCUGGGCUGUAGCAUUUGUGUCUGCCACCAUGGGCCUCACCACCUUCAGUCACAGCGGUGUAUCUGUAAAUGUUCAAGAUCUUGCUCCUUCCUGUGCUGGAGCUUUAUUUGGUGUCAUGAAUACAUGUGGUGCUUUCUUAGGGGUUCUACUGGUGUAUUUCUCGGGGUAUCUCAUCGAGGCCACAGGCUCGUGGACAUCCGUGUUUGCCCUUAUCACCACCGUCAACCUGCUGGGUCUCUGCACCUUCCUGGCCUUCGCUGAGGCCCGCCGGUUCGACAUUGACUGUAGUAAGGUACACCACCACAACAUCCACAUCUAAAUCAUCAGCGAACAGAGGAACUAGCAUGCUAUCCCCCAAGGGAGAUACAACCUUGGGCAGCCAGCAGCUAGGACAUUAUCCGCAUUGGAGAACUAUCCAAUGGACAGCAAGUGGCACACGGACAAAGCCUGCAUAUAUCACCUGGCAGACUUUGAUUGGCUCUGUGUCUGGUUAAGGAAGUACUGCAACAGUUACUGAAAAGCACACAGCAGAACCUGCACAUUGUUUCUGAAAAAUCUGGUAUAAAAAAAAUCUUCUUCCUAGAAAAACACAGCUGGGUCAGAGGAUGCGCCGUCAGUUCAGGGUGGAAUGGCAAAGAAAAAAGUCUACACUACCUCCAGGUCUCAGCUUGUUUAGUGCCUGGCGUUUAAACAGUUGCUGCGCUCGUCAUUUGUUACAGAAUGAGUUGCAUAGAAACGAGUCAACCAGUCAGAAGUCAUUGAAAUGGUUGCUCACAUAUUAUUAUAUGUAAGAAUAAUGGAUGUGGUAGUCUCAGGAGCUCUCUGACAGUUGUGACAGACCAAGGUGGUGUGUUCUUA
This is a messenger RNA of Cottoperca gobio, 2534 nucleotides long. It is a transcript of the gene slc17a9b, whose product is annotated as solute carrier family 17 member 9b. Gene Ontology annotation, molecular function: transmembrane transporter activity. The record is from RefSeq and is a predicted model, not a curated record. Gene Ontology annotation, biological process: transmembrane transport; ATP transport. Lineage: Eukaryota; Metazoa; Chordata; Actinopteri; Perciformes; Bovichtidae. Gene Ontology annotation, cellular component: membrane.